UUUCCAAUUUAAAAAAAAUAAUAAUGUUGACUCCACCCUAAAAUUCAACCCAAUGUCAAGAAGGAGGUAUGAACUAAGACCCUCCAAACCCCACCGCAGCACCCAGAGUCUUUUGGCAAUUUGAAGUUUUGAACUAAGAAACCCACCGUGCGCGCGACCCGUCUCAAUCCCAUCUCAAAAGUCACAACUAAUAAACUCGUGUCCCAAAACCAACUACUAUAAAAAUGCAUGCGGAAUUCCAUCAAACAAACAAAUCAAGGAAGCAAUGGAGUCCAAAAAACACACCUCGUUUAGCAAUAGCGACGAUACAGAUGGCGGCUACGCCACCAUCUCCACUGCCCCGCCGAAGCGCCGGGCCGGAAGGACCAAGUUCAGGGAGACUCGCCAUCCGAUCUACAGAGGCGUGCGCCGCCGUAGCCGUGGUGAGGGACGAUGGGUGUGCGAAAUAAGAGAACCAAAUAAGAAUUCCAGGAUCUGGCUUGGGACUUACGCCACGGCGGAGAUGGCGGCGAGAGCUCACGAUGUCGCCGCUAUCGCGCUCCGUGGCCGAUCCGCGUGCCUUAAUUUCGCGGAUUCGGCGUGGUUGCUCCCCGUCCCGGUCUCUCAUUCUCCGCGAUCUAUCCGAGCUGCGGCGGCGGUGGCGGCCGAGAGGUUUGGGAGAGGUGAGGAGGAGAAGGUGAGGACGGUGGUGGAGGGUGUGGCAAACGCCGGAGAGGGUCCGAGAGAUACCGGCGAUGAGGCGAUGGGGAGGAGUGAAUGGUUUGAUUGUGCGGAGAUGGAGAUGGCGGAGGGUUACUACUACGCGAGCAUGGCGGAAGGGUUGUUGCUGGACCCACCGCCGAUGGGUGAAUGUGAUGACGUGGAGUAUGAUGCUGACGUGGAGCUUUGGAGUUAUUCCAUCUGAUGAUGAUGAUGAUGACGCGGCGGGAAUCUAGAAUUGUGGAGAAGGGACUGUGUGAAAUGUAAAUAGAUUUUUAAAAGGGGAGGGUUUUUUUUUUUUUUGGUUAUUUGAGGGAAAAUUAGGAAAUUACGGAGAAGGUAAGAAAGAAAUUGAGUGAGUAUAUCAUUUUACUUUGACAAAAUAUAUGUGGCGACUAAAUUAAUAAAAUUGUCAGGAAUGAAAAUAAAUGAGAAAAUUGAGUGUAAAUUUUUCCACAAGAAAAUAAUUUAUGUGGAGACAAAAAUAAAAGAACUAAAUAAAUAUAGGUUUACGCGUAUUG
Molecule: messenger RNA, 1220 nt
Organism: Dioscorea cayenensis subsp. rotundata (Guinea yam)
Lineage: Eukaryota; Viridiplantae; Streptophyta; Magnoliopsida; Dioscoreales; Dioscoreaceae
Product: dehydration-responsive element-binding protein 1G-like
Exons: 2
Coding region: 266-904 (212 amino acids)
Biological process (GO): regulation of DNA-templated transcription
Molecular function (GO): DNA binding; DNA-binding transcription factor activity
Source: RefSeq, a predicted model, not a curated record